This is a messenger RNA of Lentinula edodes (shiitake mushroom), 1696 nucleotides long. RefSeq lists its product as uncharacterized. Lineage: Eukaryota; Fungi; Basidiomycota; Agaricomycetes; Agaricales; Omphalotaceae. The record is from RefSeq and is a predicted model, not a curated record. The transcript is spliced from 4 exons. Bases 174 to 1490 code for a protein of 438 amino acids.
CCAUUCGGAUGAUACCUAUCUAUAUUACACCCAGAAAGGCCACGCCCUUUAUCCUAGCAUUUUGUGCCCUUAUUAUAUGCCUGUGACUUUACCUCGCAUGUCUGCUCCUUUUACCUUUUCAAAGACUUUCGUGUCCACUGAGUCUGCAUUCUGAUCAGUUUUUGGCUGGGCUGAUGGACGAACUCAUGUACACAUCAAAUAUUACAUACAUACUGGCGGAUUUUCCAUUUUUAUCACAAUUUUCUUCACAGCCACUUCAACUCAAGGACCCACCAACAAUUUUUCAAGCUUCUGGUAUGCUCGACGCUUUCACCAGCACCACCAGCACUGGCAACCCUCCCUCCUUUGAUCCUCCCAACAAAUCCAGUAAGAUGUCCCUAUUGCAGAGCAACGCCCUUGCUAAACAAGGGCAUAUGAGCGAGGCGGAGAUCACGGAGGCGAGGAGAACCGAGCUGGGGACGGACCCAGAGCCGCCGAAGAGGAGGAGAUCGGGGGAGGUUGUUGAAAAAGGUGCAGCAGAUGAUGCAGAUAUUGCUGGGAGUAAUUUCGAACUAGGAUAUUCCAACAACUCUGUAGAACUGCCAUCGGAUAAUGAGCUGUUCACCCUGAAUGCUAAUGGCCAACAUCCUGCGGAUAAAUAUUCGCUGUGGGCGCAACACAUGAAGAGAAAAUUAAGUUUAGAAAGUGAAGGUCUGCGGGGUGAAGAAAAGUUGCAGAAGAACGAAGUUUCUCUAUACGAUGAAUUGCGCCUCAAAUUCAAGCACCAAAGUGAAUUUCUCAAACAGAAAACCCAAUCUCUCGAGCAGGAAAACCAAAACCUCCGAGACCAAAACCAAAACCUCCGAAAUCAAAACCAGACCCUUCAAGACCAAAACCAAACCCUCCAAGACCAACUAGCCACUACCCUCGCCGCUCAAUACAGCGCCAAAAAUGACGGCGAGUUCUUCUCCCAAUCCACCACUGCCUCCUCCUAUACCACUGCAAUUCGAGCUGGGAACCCUGCACUCCUUCAACGCACUGAGAUUGCCAAAUCCCAAGCUGCACAAGGCGUCGCCCUAGUCAAUGCGACAUACGAGGAGCAUCUGCGGGUGGUGGAAGAGCAGGCAGGGACGUUUUCUGGAAUAGCGAAGAAGGAUGCGGUGGUGGAUGAAGAGGCGCCAGAGUUGAGGGCAAGGUGUUGUGAGUUAGAGAGGGAGGCUGGGGUGUCUAAGACGGAGGCUGGGAGACAAAAGGGAGAAGCAGUCCAGCUGUACCCACAGUGUGAGGAUGAGUGGCGAAGGGAGGCAAGGAUGAUUCUCGAGAGUCUUGAGAUUGAAGAUGAUCCAUUGACUCAUAAUGGCAGUGGAGAUGCUGCCGCCUCUGGCCCGAAUUCAAAGGUUUUUCUAUGCGAAUGGAGAGAUGAUACAAAUGGUCUGUGUGGGUUCUAUUGUAAGACGCGAAAGGAAUUGGCAGAUCAUCUCAUCACCGGAGGACAUAUCUUAUUGAAGUAAACAUAGUAGCUUUCUUCCCUGCUUUGCUUUGUUUUGUUUUUGGUUAUUCUUGCUUUUUUCUGGUUGUUGCCUAUGCUCAUUGUCUAAGGUCAAAGCAUCCUUCGUAUGUAUAGUACUGUAAAUAGGUGCCCUUGCGUAUUGUCGUCCUCACUGUAUAUUUCCAAAUGAUGAUUUGCUACUGUUCAUAUGUUCACGUUCAGCACUGG